AUGGAUUUCGUCAACAAGGCUAUGGGCAAGGAGCACUCCACUCAGGGAACCGCUCCCGCUGCUCCCCAGGCAGGCGGCCAGGUCCAAAAGGACGAUUACGUCGACAAGGCUUUCUCCAUGGGCGCCAAGAAGAGCGGCCACAACAUGGAUCGCAACACCCAGGAGAAGAUUACGGAUGCCGGCCGUAACAUGUACGAAAAGGUGACAGGAUCAAAGGUUGACCCCAAGUGGUCCAAUUAA
Molecule: messenger RNA, 240 nt
Organism: Trichoderma aggressivum f. europaeum
Lineage: Eukaryota; Fungi; Ascomycota; Sordariomycetes; Hypocreales; Hypocreaceae
Exons: 3
Coding region: 1-240 (79 amino acids)
Source: RefSeq, a predicted model, not a curated record